CAAAAUCACCCGACCAACCCGAGUGCCACUGACGCGAAAACAGAGUCGAUUUCGAAGCGCCGCCGCCCUUGCUCUGCUCCGCCCGCGCUCUCCUCCCCCUCACUCCGCCGCGUGGCGCGCCGAAGCGAGGCCGGAAGCCAAGAUCCGGCGACCACGCGCCACGAUGCAGCAGCCGGCCCUCCUCGCCACCGGGGGACUCGACGAGUACGAGUACGCGAGGUUGGAAACGCUCUUGAUGGAGGGAGGGUCCGCCUCGGCAGGAGCACCUCGCUUCAAUGGCACAGACUAUGAGUCAUGGCGGUUCAGUAUGAGGCUCCACUUGGGGGCCUUUCACUAUCGUGUGUGGAGCAUUGUGGAAACCGGCCUCUCCUCUUGUGUGGAUGAAGCGAACCCGACGGCUCCCGAGCUGAGGAACAUCCACUACAACGCCCAGGCCAUGAACGCCAUCUACUGUGCCCUGAGUGAUGACCAGCUCUACCGGAUCUGGCACCUUGAUAUUGCUAAGGAGGUCUGGGAGGCUCUCCGGGUUAUACACCAAGACACCCCAAUCAUCCGUGAGUUGAAGGUCAAACAGCUGAGGGAGAAGAUGAAGUUUUUUGCGUGGAGGAAGAACGAGCACCCCAUUAGCAUGUAUUCGAGGCUCAUGAAUCUGGCCAGUGAGAUGAAGCUCCAUGGAUGCCAGGAGGUGACAGAUUCUUAUGUUGUGAGGAAGAUUCUUCAUGCCAUCACACCAAGGAGCUCCACCUUUGUGACCAUCAUCCGUCAGAGGCCUAACUUUGAAGAACUCACCCCUUUGGAUGUGCUCCAUAAUUUUCAAGUCCACGACAACAUGCAAGAACUAUCCAGAAGAGGCAUGCGCGGGUACGCGAGGGCGAAGGUGGACACUGUCACGCCGAGCAAGCCCGCCCGCGAAGCCGGUUGCUCCGGAGAAGCGCCUCACUUCGAUGGCACACACUCUCUAUCGUGGCAGCGUAGGAUGAAAUUCCAUUUGUUUAGCAUGCACCCUCUUGUGUGGAGAGCUGUGGAAACUGGUUUCUCUUGUGCAGAUGAAGCAAAUGAAGAGAGUAAUGUGCAUCACAGUGCCGGAGCUAUAUGCGCCUUUUAUCGUGCCAUGGAUGAUAGUCCCUACAACUGGAUUUCCCCAUAUAAGAGUGCCAAGGAGAUUUGGGAUGAUCUCCGAAAAUUUAGUGAAGCGGGUUCUAAGUCAAUGCUCAGCUCACUGAGACAGAUAUGGACUGGUUCGUCUUAGGAGAAGAUGAGUCCAUCGAUGACAUGUAUACAAGGCUCAACAAUUUGGCCAAUGAGAUAAAGGGCCUUGGGUGCAAAGAGAUGACCGAUUCCUAUCUUGUGCGGAAGAUGCUUCGUGCCAUGACACCAAGGAACCCAAACUUGGUUUUCCUCAUCCGUCAGAAGCCUAACUUUGAACUACUCACCCCUCGGGAUGUGCUUGCAACAUUCCUCCUCUACGACAUGGAGCAGAAAGAAUCCAAACUGUCGAGUGGGUAUGCUUUGCCACGAUCAAGCAAAAAGGUCAAUGCUGCCUUGAAGGCCAAGCAGGUGCAAAUUGAGGAAUCAAGCGAUGAUGAAAAAGACAAUGAUCAAGAUAGUGAGCGAAUUCAACAAGGAAUGCAAGAAAUGUCUCUCUUGGGGAAGAAACGUGGAGGUGUUGCUUGGAAAGAAAGGCUACGAAGCAAGAAGCAAUUUCUCUGACAAGUCCAAGAUGAGGAAAUCAAAGAGAUAUUGCUAUCAAUGUGGUGAUCCCAAUCAUUUCAUUGCUGCUUGUCCUAAUAAGGAGGGCAAGAAAGAAGAGAAGGAGAAGAGCAAGUACAAGAGGAAAUCAUUCGAUCACAAGGGCAAGCCAUACAAGCCAGACAAGCAGAAAGGUGUGGAGGCACAUCCUCGCGUCAACACGGGAGUGGAAAGUGCCGUUCAAAGAUGCAGAGGUGGUGGACUUGGACCGCUUCGGAGGCCGGUUAAUGGAUAACCUGAGAACUCCAUUUCGGCUGACGUGGAGCUGAAGAGGGGGCUGGUGCCGAAGCCGACAAGGAAACCCGCCGCCCGGCCGUCACAGCAACCCUCCUGCCUCAGUGAGCAUCUGCCCAGAGGAGUGGCAGUGGCCUUCUGCCUCAGUGCGUAUCUGCCCAGAGGAGUGAUGGUAUAUGAUGAUGAUGAUGAUGAAGUUACUGAAUCUUAAGCACGCGCAUGCUGUUCACCUCUCAGACCUGUUUCUUCUUCUUCUUUUGGCUCGCAUUGGUGGCCUUAUUUCUGAUGCUGUGUAACGCUGAGUUUGCGAAGGAUUUGAACCUGUUAGCGCUGUAUAACUCGCUGGUUUCAUUCUAUAAAAUGGAGCCAGGGUGGCUCCACCCUGUU
Messenger RNA from Triticum aestivum (bread wheat), 2370 nucleotides. RefSeq lists its product as uncharacterized. Lineage: Eukaryota; Viridiplantae; Streptophyta; Magnoliopsida; Poales; Poaceae. Bases 164 to 1249 code for a protein of 361 amino acids. The transcript is spliced from 3 exons. The record is from RefSeq and is a predicted model, not a curated record.